AUGGAACAUGCAUAUUAUGCUUCAUUUGGUUACCAGGUUACUUCAUUUUUUGCCCCUUCUUCACGUUAUGGCACUCCCGAUCAGCUUAAACGUCUUAUCGACGAAGCUCAAUCGCAAGGCAUUUACGUUCUUUUGGAUAUAAUUCACAGCCAUGCUUGUAAAAAUAUAGACGAUGGUUUGAAUCGUUUUGAUGGUACCAAUAGUCAUUAUUUUCAUGAUGUCUCAAGAGGUGAACAUCAUAUCGGUAACCUUGUACAUACUCUUUCAAAUCGUCGUUGGAAAGAGGAGGAGAAGGCUGGUUAA
Molecule: messenger RNA, 303 nt
Organism: Tetranychus urticae (two-spotted spider mite)
Lineage: Eukaryota; Metazoa; Arthropoda; Arachnida; Trombidiformes; Tetranychidae
Source: RefSeq, a predicted model, not a curated record